Molecule: messenger RNA, 2226 nt
Organism: Dermacentor silvarum
Lineage: Eukaryota; Metazoa; Arthropoda; Arachnida; Ixodida; Ixodidae
Product: elongation of very long chain fatty acids protein AAEL008004-like
Biological process (GO): fatty acid elongation, saturated fatty acid; sphingolipid biosynthetic process; fatty acid elongation, polyunsaturated fatty acid
Cellular component (GO): endoplasmic reticulum membrane
Molecular function (GO): fatty acid elongase activity
Source: RefSeq, a predicted model, not a curated record
CGGCAACGAACGACUGCGUUCGGCAGUCUUCACGACCACUACGUCAAGCUUGCGGACCCACGGACAAGCGACUGGCCAUUCAUGGGCAGCCCAGUGCCAAUAGUGACUCUCAUCGGAAUCUACUUGCUCUUCGCCUCCCGGCUCGGACCCUGGCUCAUGCGCGAUCGCGAGCCCUACAAAAUACGAAAUCUCGUGUUCGCCUAUAACGUGGCUAUGGUGGCGCUGAGCUUCUACUUCAUCUACAUCACGCUGACCUACAUGGGAAUGCGGACGGUACAGAGCCUGCUGUGCUGGCCGACGGACCCGAGGCCCACUGGGAUAAAUAUGUUCUUUCUGGACAAGGCCUGGUACUACAUGCUCAUGAAGGCCGGCGAGAUGCUGGACACGCUGUUCUUCGUGCUGCGGAAGAAGACGCGCCACCUCAGCUUCCUCCACUUGCUGCACCACUCGCUCGCCUUGUGGUCCGUGUGGCUAGUGCUAACGCUGGGGAUCACGGGACACGUGUACUCUUUUCCGCUGCUCAACUCUGCCGUGCAUGUCGUUAUGUACAUCUACUACGCUCUCUCCGCACUGGAGCCCGCGAUGCGGCCGAAAUUGUGGUGGAAGAAGUACGUCACUCUGUUCCAGAUCAUCCAGUUCACCGCGCUCGCUCUGCACGCCCUGAUACCAGUUGUCGUUGACUGCGGUAUAUCCCGAGUCCUCGCCUUCGUCGGCGCUCUGGAGGGAAUCCUAUUUGCCAGCCUUUUCACGGACUUCUACUACACUGCAUACGUCCGGCAGCGUUCGAAAACCCGUUAAUUGCUCCUGAACCAUGUCUUGUGUGAGUCUUGAGGACAUCAAACACCUGUGCGCCACAAUUCAAGACUCGUUGAUGGAUGUCCUAUAACUUACGUGGGAGUGAUCUUGUGUCCACUCCUUUCGUUGUAAAUUUUGCUGACAACUUGAACAGAAGAUAGAUGUUUGUGUUUCAUCAGUUCCCUGCGUCACCAAGCUGCAUUACCGACCUAGACUGGCUCUGUGGGCUUCAUGAGAACUUUCCUCAUCUUUUGGUUUGGGAGUGUACUGCAUUUCUGAAACAUAACCGUUAGGAGCACUUGGUUGGAAUAUGAAAGUAAGAUUUGGGUUGAAGUUUUUAGAGGAGCGGAGAAGAUAAGUUCGCACGAAUUCGAAGUCUCCCUUAGCUUAACAUAAUCGAAACAUCUGGCUGGUUGAGUUCUGUAUUCACGUUGUCACAAUAUGCAACCAGUUGAGAAAAAGACUGUUCUGAUGUAACUAUGAAGUGAGUUGGAAGAGUUUCUUGUGAUUUCUAUGGUGUAACUUGCCGUCUCAGCAUGUGGAAAUGUUAGAUACCUUGCAAAAUGCCUGAAUAUGCCACGUGACCUUUGGGGUACUAAUUUACCGAAUAAGAUGUCUUGGUGACAGCUAUUGAUUUUACAGAAUUUCGUGGCAGUCAUGCUAAGAUGUGGUUGAAUUUUGCUGAGUCAUUUUUCAGACAACAGAGCACUCGAUCCGGCAGAGUGCAAAAGUCAUAAUCAGUUCUGAGAAAGUAAAUACCUUCUCGCGAAGCUGCAGAAAGCAUAGACGCUUCAAUUGAAGAGCAGAAGAUCUAAGAAAAUGUCCCGUACUGUCAUUGCUGUGGUACAUGCCUAUAGGCAUAUUUAGGAGUGAUAUUCGAUGCUUGUAUGAUGCAUAAGCGGGUGACUAUUUUCGGCGAUGAACUGAAGAGAACGCUUUUUGGCAUGUCCCAUGGUAUCCAGGAUUGAACAUAAUAAAACAAGUUUCCGACUAUUCUUCGACCUGUUUUUUUUUUCAUUUUUUUGUCACCGAUGGUAUUUAUCAUAAUACUUGGUAUGUAGCCAUCGUAAUGUAGUCGAAGAACUGAAAUUGCAUUCGUUUCUUUCUCACGCAAUCUUUUUCUCGCUGUCAAUGUUUAUUUAUGUAGUAUGGUCGAUAGCGCUCUCACGUGAUUCUUUGUGCGCCACAAACGAAGCCUUUUUCGCAUUUCUGCGCAGCUUAUAUGCAAAAGUGGAAUGAACAUGGCCCACUCCACUAUAUGUUUAACUAAGGCGCAGAUUACCGAUCGUUCCUCGACCGGCGAGAACAACCAGUGGACGCCGCUGUGGCCUCAAGAACUGCUAACGUGCGCACUUCCGCUUACUUCCAAGCAACACGCGCAACGCGAGGGAAGACCUGAAGCGCAAGCUCGCCGCGUUCAGCCGUCAUGAC